ACUUUACCAUUGUAGUUUGAGCUGUUGAUGUGGUCUUGUGAGACGUUAAAAAAAUAAUUGUAAAUAUGUCGAAAAUUGUGUGUUUGUUUUUGAUAGCGCUAGCUGGCGCGAACGCUAUGACGUUCAAUGUAACCAACAGGCUUAGCAGCGGAAAUUUGGCGGCUGAAGCGCAGUUUCCUUACAUGGCAUCCUUGCAGCAGACAAGUUUGGCCACGGCACCCACUAGAGGACAUGUUUGCGGAGGUGUCCUGAUCACAUUACAACACGUACUGACUGCAGCUUCCUGCAUGUUUACUUUUGGACCAAAUGGAGUGCAGACGGCGAUUAACUUACAACAGUACAGGGUGUUCGCUGGCGCUACAACCUUAUCUAACGAUGCUGACCCCAACCGAUACCGUAAUUUGUUAAGCUCUAACGUACAUCCAGAUUUCAUUGCCUCCUCACAUCUUAAUGACAUCGCUAUUAUAACCCUCGUCACUCCAUUCAUCAACAGCACCAGUAUCAGGGCUCUGCCUCUGCCCGGUCCUUUAGUUGGACCCCCAGAAAUGUCAUCAUGUACCAUUGCUGGUUGGGGUACUGACGGUACCACUGCUGAAGGUACUCCUAGCUUGAACCUCAAGUUUGCGAACAAGUACGUGUACAGCCAGAGUUUGUGCCAGAAGGUUUACGCCGGCUUGAGUAACUCACCCAACGUAUUCCCUUCAAUGAUCUGCUCAGCUUCUCACGACAUCAUAUCAACGGGAUGCUUAGGUGAUGAAGGUGGUCCCUUAGUCUGCAACGGGCUUCUCUCAGGUAUCCUGGUCUUCACCAACAACUGUUACCCCACGGCUUUCCCUGAAGUGUACACUAGAGUCUCAAACUACACAGUGUGGGCACGGUCCAUCACUGGCGCGGCAUCGACCUUCCAACCUGGAGUGUUGGUAUUCGUCUUCGCCCUAGUACAAAUUUUCGUAUCGAAAUUUGUUAACUAAGGAGUUUUUAUUACCGUAACUAUUUAUGUAUUUAGAGUUUAAUUUUAUAUAAGGAAGUUAUUGUUCUAAGUUU
Trichoplusia ni (cabbage looper) is the source of this 1044-nucleotide messenger RNA. RefSeq names its product trypsin-like. Gene Ontology annotation, molecular function: serine-type endopeptidase activity. Bases 66 to 971 code for a protein of 301 amino acids. The record is from RefSeq and is a predicted model, not a curated record. Gene Ontology annotation, biological process: proteolysis. Lineage: Eukaryota; Metazoa; Arthropoda; Insecta; Lepidoptera; Noctuidae. The transcript has 7 exons.